Molecule: messenger RNA, 3135 nt
Organism: Microcebus murinus (gray mouse lemur)
Lineage: Eukaryota; Metazoa; Chordata; Mammalia; Primates; Cheirogaleidae
Gene: SUCNR1
Product: succinate receptor 1
Biological process (GO): G protein-coupled receptor signaling pathway
Cellular component (GO): plasma membrane
Molecular function (GO): G protein-coupled receptor activity
Source: RefSeq, a predicted model, not a curated record
UCUUCUUAAGGAUUCUCUCCUUCCACUCACUUUGGUGAGCUCUAGAAGUUUAGGGAUAGAAGAAGACCUUUUCUUCUCUGACACAAUGUUUUCUGUUUUCUCGAGGCUGAGCUCAUUGAAUCUACCUGAAAGGCCUUCUGCUCAAUUGAUUGUUCAAACUGUUAUUUCUCUUCAAAUUCCAGUUCAACUCCAAGUUAAAAGCUCUUUUUCUUCUCUCAUGUCCUUGCAAUUAUCCCAAAGAACUUUGUUCAUACCUAUAAUAAGACAUUAUUUUGUAAUUUAUGACCUCACUUGGCUCUGAGUUUUUUGAAUAUGAGGAAUUUGCCUGGUUCUGCUUAAUAUUCACAGUAGUUAGCACAGAAUUAUACCCACAGGCCCAUUAUUUAGACCCAUAAUGGUAUCCCUAUUGAGUAAUGCAUAAAUGAGGAUUAGUUUUGCUUAGAGUAAGUCUUAUGAUUACAGCAUUUGAACUUCUGUAUUUUCUAGUGUUAUAAUUUUUCCAAAAGAUUAUAAUUUAAUUUGGAUCAUGUCGAAUAUUAAUGUGUAUUUCUUUGUGCAAGAAUAUUUUUGAUGCUGAGAAUGUAUAUGUGUAUGUAUACAUGUUUUAUUUUAGGCCUUGUUUGCUGAGAUGUCAAAACUAAACCACUUUAUGGAAUCUAUGAUGUUCUCUUCAAUCUUUCUUUCUAGAGGUGCCACCAACAUUAGAUGAAAAUGUAACUGAGAUGCAACAUUUAAUAACAUUCCUGUACACAUAUAUGUGCCAAAGCAGAAGCCAGAAUCAUUAAGAUGUUUAUUUUAUAUCCAUCAUGGUGGUUGAUAUUUGAAUAGUUAUGAAAUUCCCCUGCAUGAAAUCUGUGACUUGAUGGUUUGACUGAAUAAAUUAUUCCUGGACUUUUGAAUUAUUAAUCUUGGCUGCAUGAUAUGCAAAUCAGACUGCACUAACCACGUCCUGUGCAACAGCACUAGGUCAGAAGCUGUAUCCCAUUGCUGGCAGUGUUUCUGUCAAGAUAUCGGGUCUUCCAACACAAUGGCUAUUGUUCAAUUCAAUUUAACUCAGCAGAAUUUGUUGAACAGCUACGAUACACUAAGGACCAUGACAUGGAAUGCAACUUGCAAAAACUGGCUGGCAGCAGAGGAUGCCUUGGAGAAGUACUACCUUUCCAUUUUUUAUGGAAUUGAAUUCAUUGUGGGAAUCCUCGGGAAUACCGUUGUUGUUUUUGGCUACCUCUUCUGUCUGAAGAAUUGGAACAGCAGUAACAUCUAUCUCUUUAACCUCUCCAUCUCUGACUUAGCUUUUUUAUGUACUCUUCCCAUACUGAUGAGUAGUUAUGCCAAUAGAAACUGGAUCUACGGAGAUGUGUUGUGCAUAAGCAACCGAUAUAUGCUUCAUGCCAACCUCUACACCAGCAUUCUUUUCCUCACUUUUAUCAGCAUAGAUCGAUACAUGCUCUUAAAGUAUCCUUUCCGGGAACACCUUCUGCAAAAGAAAGAGUUUGCUAUUUUAAUCUCUUUGGCCAUUUGGGUUUUAGUAACCUUAGAACUACUGCCCAUAGUUCCUCUUAUAAAUCCUGUUAUAAUUGGCAGUGACACUACCUGUAAUGAUUUUGCAAGUUCUGGGGACCCCAAAUACAGCCUCAUUUACAGCAUAUGUCUAACCUUGUUGGGAUUCCUCAUUCCUCUUUUUGUGAUGUGCUUCUUUUAUUACAAGAUUGCUCUCUUCCUAAAGCAGAGGAACAGGCAGAUUGUUACUGCUGUGCCCCUUGAAAAGCCUCUCAACUUAGUCAUCACGGCAGUGGCGAUCUUCUCUGUGCUUUUUACACCCUACCACAUCAUGCGGAACGUGAGGAUCGCUUCCCGCCUGGGGGGCUGGAUGCAGUCCCAGUGCACUCAGGUCAUCAUCAGCUCCCUGUACAUUGUGACUCGACCUUUGGCCUUUCUGAACAGCGUCAUCAACCCUGUCUUCUACUUUCUUAUGGGAGAUCACUUCAGGGAGAUGUUGGUGAAUAAACUGCAGUACUACUUCAAAUCCCUUCCAUCCUUCAGAUGAGCUUGUAAACUCACAUUUUUAUUCAGAGAAAAGGGGGAUGCUCAUGAAACAGUUGUUUAAGAAAUGCCACUCUAAGCCUAUUAGAAUUUGCUUUAAUUCUUAAAAACAAAUCAGAGAGUGUCACAGAUCUGACCCUGAUUUAUGACAAGUUGUAUUCAGAGUAUGUGAAAAGAAUGGGAUGAGGAGAAUGUAUUGGUUUCUUCACCUAAGAAUUGAAAGAAGUUGAACUGGCAUUACUUAACAUUUGGUCUAUAAGUCCCAGGUUUUAUAAGAUCUUUUCAUUCAGUGCAAAAGAAAUAGAAGAUAGCAGCAGAUCAACUGCAUUUAAUCAGUGGUUAGACUGUAAAAAAAAAUUAUUUUGACAGCACAGCAUUCUUGAUGUUAUUCUUACUCAUAUGGUCCUAAAACUUUAUGUGAGAAUUGAAUAGCAGAAGAUGAAACACAUGCUGGUAAAUAUUAUUUUUAGAGGUUGUGCUCUUGAGCAAAUUUAAAAUAAACAGUAAUAAUGAGUAAGAAAGCAAUAUAAUGAGUUCAAGGAUACCUGUGUGAUAUUUGUUUAUAUCAUGAAUUGGAUCAUGAAUUGGAGUCACCUUGUAAUUCAUCAGCCUUUUUUUGUUGCAUGGUUUACAGUGGAAAUAAUCUUAAUUUAAGUUUAAAAGAACCUAAAGAGAUAAUUCAACAAAGGGAGACAACACAUUUGAGUUUGUCUGUCAGAGAAUUUAUUUGUAAAUGAUUUUACUAAAAUAUUAGAGAGAUAUACCAAGAAUAUUUGCAAAAAUUUUAGAGUUAUAUAACACAAAGUACCUAUCAGAAAACCCAAAACAAAAUGAAAGUGAAUACAUUGUUUUUCUGAUGAUUUUUCCAUCUGGCAUUUUAUUAUCACAAUUUGACCAUCAGUGCAUGGACAUAUAUUAAAGUUCAUUAGCCUUGGUGCUCUUGAUUAAAUAGUAAACUUUAAAAUAUAUUAAAAUUAUAAAACAGCAAAUAAGGGGAAGUUAAAUGAUAAUAGAUUCACAGAGUUAGUUUUCACUUUUUUUUUUUUUUUAGAUGGAGUCUCAAUCUGUUGCCGGGGCUAGAAUACCAUGGCA